This is a messenger RNA of Amblyraja radiata (thorny skate), 2369 nucleotides long. Its product is annotated as RNA-binding protein 4-like. Gene Ontology annotation, molecular function: mRNA binding; zinc ion binding. Gene Ontology annotation, cellular component: nucleus. The coding region runs from base 60 to 1022 and encodes 320 amino acids. Lineage: Eukaryota; Metazoa; Chordata; Chondrichthyes; Rajiformes; Rajidae. The record is from RefSeq and is a predicted model, not a curated record. The transcript is spliced from 3 exons.
AAAAAAAAAAAAAAAUUAUUAUUAUUUAAAAAAAUAAUUUUUUUAAGAAGGAAAAAAAAAUGGUGAAAAUCUUCAUCGGGAACCUGCCUCGGUUGGCGACGAAAGAACAGGUGACGAAGCUGUUCGAGAAGUACGGCAAACUGACCGAGUGCGACAUCAUCAAGAAUUAUGGCUUUGUUCACAUGGAGGACAAGGAGGCAGCGGAAGAGGCGAUCAAGAACCUGCACCAUCACAAACUCCACGGGCUUCCAAUCAAUGUGGAAGCCAGUAAGAGCAAGGUGAAGACCUCGACCAAGCUGCACAUCAGCAACAUUGGUGGUGAAUGCACGAACCAGGAGCUGCGGGCCAGGUUCGAGGAGUAUGGACCUGUCAUUGAGUGUGACGUUGUCAAGGACUACGCCUUUGUGCACAUGGAGAGGGAGGAGGAUGCCAUGGAGGCCAUCCGAGGGUUUGAUGGCACUGAGUUUAAAGGCAAACGGAUCCAUGUCCAGCUGUCGAGAAGUCGGCUCCGGACACAACCUGGGAUGGGCGACAAAAACGGCUGUUUUCGGUGCGGUAAAGAGGGCCACUGGUCUAAAGAAUGCCCCAAAGAUCGCGUUGGUUUCGAAGGCGGAUUCCCUUGCGACUACCCCCAACCCUACUCGGAGCGUCCGGCGUAUGAUGAUCGGUAUGGGAUGGCUGAGCACUUCGAGGGCUAUUUGCCAGAGCCAUACACGCCAAUGGGAGACCCCUACUAUGACCGGCGGUCGACUCAGCUUCCACCGAUAGGCACUGCCAUGAGCGACUGCGUCCCUGGUGGCUUUGACCCCUAUGGGAGGCACGCUGUGCCGCCUCCAAACCCUUCCUAUUACAGCCGAGAUAGGAGCCCUCUGCGUCGCAAUCCCAUGGCUUCCUCCAGCGCCGGAUACGGGUAUGAAUACUCACACGUCUCCUCGGCUCCAAUGUCCUCUAGUUCUCCGUAUGACGGGCCCGGCUCAGCGGGGAACGCCUACAUGGGCCGCAUGCAGUACUCAAUGUUCUGAUCCGAAGGUGAGGCACUGUCGGCUUUCCAGCCGCAGGUGUGUGUGUCUGACGUUGCACAGAUUUGGCUUACUCAGUGGCUAAUGCGCAAAGGGCUGUAAGGGUUUCCUUACGUCCUGCCCAAGCCCCCCCCCCCCACACUCCAUCAGUAUUGUGUUUUUCCUUUUAUCCCCGGGGUCAAUUCCCUUAUCUUGAGGGUUGGAGUGGGAAGCGGAGGUUGCUUGAAGCAGGAGCUUCUGGUCGCUGCCCUGAACUGCUGAACUUGCAGUAACUCCGGCUGACAUUGGCAUCAAAAUGGGUUACAAUGUCGGAGCCGGCCCUGCUGCACAUUUCUUACAGUUGACGAGCGAACUGGAGGGGGUUGCAGCAGACGGCAUCUAUUUAAAGUAUUUAAACUCAAGAGUAUGGUCAAAGUCGGGGUUUGAGAAGGACUGGAAAGUAUUGAUCAGAAACCUAGUAUAAUACACAGUGACCUCCAUGUUCAUUUAUGCUGCUAAUAAACUCACAACCACAAAAAUACUUUUUGCCAAAAUUGGCAAAGAACUCAACCGUUUUGAUUUUUUUCCUCUCUCUUUCUUUGUGCAUUAGUCACUGGAUAUCUUCAAGUCUGUCUCUCACAUGGCUCCUGGCCGCAUGUGGGACAGGGUAAUUGAGACGACUGCGUGUUUCAGGGCAGUCCGAUCAGGCUGCUGACACGGAAAAUUAAAAAAAAAUAAAAAUGAUGUCCAUGUGUGCUUUCUCUCUUUGUUUCUUGCAGGAGUGAUAUUUGUCCCUCGGCAACAGAGUGGGGUUUCCAAGUAAAUCUUUGGGUUGUAAGGGAUGUGUUCCGUCGCCUGGAUGUUGAUUGAGCAAAAGGUGUCUGGUGUGAUGCGAUAGCCCAGUCUUCCCUUUUAAAUGAAAACAAAAUACGUUGUGAUUCUUGAUCUGAACUCGUUUUCCUCCGCGGCGAGCAGAGACCAAUCUUUCUGAAUGUGUGGGAAAGAACUGCUGGUUUACACAGCACAAAAUGCCGGAGUAACUCAGCGGGACAGGCAGCAUCUCGGUGGCGAAGGAACGGGCGACGCUUCGGGUCGAGACCCUUCAUCGGGCUGGCGUCGCGAUCAGAAACAUCACCCGUUCCUUCUCUCCAGAGAUGCGGCCUGCCGCCGCUGAGUUGCUCCAGCAUUUUGUGUCUUAUCUCCAAUCUUUCUGAAGCCUGGUCUUGUUCUCGCCAUUUCCGUCGUGCUCUCUGUGCUAGUUAGAAGUAUUUGCGCAUCUGUGACUAGUUAGAAAGUAUACUUUUUUUUUUUUUAGUUGUGCAUUUCCUUGUAUUAAAAGCUGAACAAUAAAUACCGGGAAUUUCACCUUGA